AUGCUGCUGUUGCUGACCUUGGCUCUCCUUGCUGGUGCCACCUGCAGAGCCCAGAAUAUACAGGGAAAUAAAUUCGGCCGCUAUUUCUAUAUAUGGAGUGAAGAGAAGGGAGAAAUCAAGGCCAUCUGCAUCUUCUAUACAGCGGCCAGAAGCCUCAAGGGCAUCCAGCUGCGGUUUCAAAAUCACUGGAGUGAUGUCCAUGGACUACGUUCAAAAUAUUAUGGAGAGUUUCUGCUGAAUGAUGGUGAGCAUGUAGUAAAGGUUCUUGGCACUGUGGGACACUGUCUGAACUCCUUGACCUUCAUUACCAACAAGGGGACUGAGGUUUCCUUUGGUAAAAAUAAGGGACGUCCAUUUGAAGAGAGUGGAAGUCCAGACCAGCAUCUACAGACUGUCAAUGGUGUGUACUCACCUGUCUGCCUCCAAGGGAUAGGCUUCAAAUGGACCUACCACACAGCGAAGCCUCCAAGAGAACCAAUGACCAUUCCUGACACUGACAAAGAGAAGGAAGAUAACCUCCCGCUCUCCAGCCACCUCUUCCCUUCCCUUGUCCUGUCCUGGGCACUAUCCUCCCUCACGAAGCCCGGUUUCCUGAAAUGCAUCCCAUAA
Peromyscus maniculatus bairdii (prairie deer mouse) is the source of this 609-nucleotide messenger RNA. NCBI's taxonomy places the organism in Eukaryota, Metazoa, Chordata, Mammalia, Rodentia, Cricetidae. The record is from RefSeq and is a predicted model, not a curated record.